AAGCUCUGACACGUGCCCAGCUUGAUACAGGACCUGUAGGUUCACCGCACAAUCAACCGCUACUCCAGCCUGACGGUCAAGCACAUCCAGUCGAGAUACCACAGCUUCCACCAGCACCUGGAAGGCAACCUGGUCUAGAUCUGGAGAACCGUGAGCGACAACAGAAUAAUGAUGACCUUGUUGUCCCUGUCAGGGCCGACGAUAGGAUUGCCUGUGCACCAAAUGCUCCUGAUAUAGAGACAACACCAACAUUCGUCUCACUGGGAUGUGUGCCAACAAGCACUACAAUCACACUGGAGUGGCGUUUCCAAGGUGACCGCCAACCGGACUCCUGCGAGUUGCAUCACGGGAGGGAUUGGAUUAAAGGCAUUCGGAGGGACGAAAACGGACCCUGGAGGUACACAGUGAACGUCAUGCCGGACACAGAGCACAGUUUCCAAGUCAGAGGCAUAUUUGAUCGACAAGAAGGACGAGUCAGUGAAAUCAUCCAACUGCAAACCCUUCUUACAGACAACUUACAGAAAGAAUGCGAAGACGGUUGCACGGCCAGACAGUUCCUUAAAGACUUCUGCAUAAUAGGCGACAAGACCUACAAAGACUGGAUGGAAAAACUUUGCAAAACGUUAGAAGGGACAUGGGGGUUGACCGGCUGGUUACUAGACCGUGACUCAGAUCCAGGCACAUUCAAGCUGGAAAACCUCGAGUGGCAAAAGCUGAAUUGUAAGAAAGUCAUUUUAGUUUUUGGCGAGAGUUCCGACAAAACGUUGUAUGAAGAAAUGAAUCUACAGACAGCUUUAAUUGGGUUUCUCAAAGACACCAAGCAAGGAGGGGAACAACGGCUGAUACCGAUCAAAAUGUCGUCUACAGUGGAGCUUCCUUCAUACAUGUCUGCUUUGGAGGAGCUUACUUUUGAAAAUAACAAAUACUUCUGGAAGCGGUUGAUCACAGGACUUACAGAUAAGCAUAUUUGUGUGAUGGAUAAUAAAAAUGGUGAAGUAAAGACCGUAAGCUCUUCUGUAUAACCUUGAAGCCAUUGUAUACAAGUAUGCCAACUUAUCACUGUGUGACAACAACUAGAAGAAAAGUUUGUAAAUGCAAGCCGUGAUGUACCUUUUAUGAUACAGUAAUUCUUUUUAGUAUGUGAGGUACCGGUAUGCUUCCGAUGUUUUCAUGAAAGUCGUGUGCCAGAUAUAUGAACUUUUACAUGUUCUGAAAUUAGUUGCUUGUAAAAUGUCACAAAUUGCAUGAUGCUAACUCUUUGUGUAGAAUUUAGGAAUGCUUUCUUUUGAUAAUAUGUCUUGAGAUCUUAAGUGUGGGUUUGUCAUUUUAAAGAACAAUGUUUUGCACCAGGACUGCAGUCAUUCGGUGUGAUAUAAUAGAAGCUUUGAUAUUGUUUGUUUUGAACUGAGUAAGGAAUGGAGGAAAAGGUCAGUUUGUUGAUACCUCAUUUGCUACACACAAUGGGGUAAAUAUGGUAGCCAUGGUAGUCUUACUUGAUAUUCAGUACGAGUGUUCCGUCCAUUGUAAUUGAAUUAAGCUCAGAUCUAGUGAGUUCAGUAUAACUAAAUAAUAGGCGUUCCCUGAUAGGCAGAGUUUGAUGACUGUGAGGUCAGCCAGAUAAUUGUUUAGACUAACCUUUACAGACGUGUUUCUAUAAUUACUGGUACCACCUAGAGCUAAAUAUAGGUGUUUACCAAGAUCUGUGCUAUGAUAACAGAAGAUGUAAACAUCAGUCUAAGGCUCUAAGCAUUAGGCUGAAAGUCGUGUAGUCUACAUGUACGAGUCUGUGUGCAGAAAUCAAAAACAGAUGACAAAUUCAAAUGUUAUGAGCAAGUACAGCGUACCUUUGUCUUUAUUAAGAUCACAGCAAAAUAAACCUGAGCUUAUUCACAUGUACUCAUAAUUUUUUCAGUAAGACAUUUAAGUAGUAGUUAUUGAAAUACUUGGAAAUACAGUUUUCAUUCAUAUGGGACGCUACAUCAAACUCUAAAUAAAUAACCACAAAUUGUCCAUAAAUAAUUCCAUUUGAGGUAGAUAAAUG
Molecule: messenger RNA, 2041 nt
Organism: Branchiostoma floridae (Florida lancelet)
Lineage: Eukaryota; Metazoa; Chordata; Leptocardii; Amphioxiformes; Branchiostomatidae
Exons: 3
Coding region: 414-1022 (202 amino acids)
Biological process (GO): signal transduction
Source: RefSeq, a predicted model, not a curated record